Molecule: messenger RNA, 1038 nt
Organism: Moesziomyces aphidis
Lineage: Eukaryota; Fungi; Basidiomycota; Ustilaginomycetes; Ustilaginales; Ustilaginaceae
Source: the annotation of a GenBank genome assembly
AUGCAGACCGAUCGAAAGCUCGCGUCGGACGAGCUCUUCCACAUCCUGGGCGACUUCCCCACGCCGGGAUCCCACUCCGCCGCAUCUGUGGACGGUACACUGGUCGGGUCGCAGCGCGCAUCGCUCGACGUCACCGACGCUGACGGAGCACCCAACUGGGAAGCGAUCCGACUCUUCAUGCACGGCCAAAGUGCUCGAGUAGACACGCCCGAUCAACCACACGACACGGCGUCUAUCCUCGGUGACCUUAGCGCCUACACUGCGAUCCUCACUCCGCCAGUCUCGCUCACGCCGCCCGUGUCGCCGCAGCAGAGCGAUGACGAGUGCUCGACCGAGAGCCUUGCUAUUCUGACAGCGACGUUCGAGGCGCAGCUCGCCAGUGUGCGUGCAGGCGCAAGGGAGCUCACGGCCGAGCUCAUACGCCACCUCGACGGAAGAGGCAGCAAGAUCGAUGCGCUCGUCGUGGCGUCGGUGCGCAAAGCGGCUGCGCACGCUGGUGAGGCGGCUGCAAUGGUCAGCUGGUUCCGCGCCACCAAGCUCCAGCGCACGACCAGAGCAGAUGUCCAGCAGUCGCCGGCGGGUACCUUGGGUGGCACCUCUCCCAGACCGCCUGUCGAGAACAGCGACCGUCGCUGUGCACACCGCAAGUCGUAUGGACAGCUGCAGGAGCAAGCUGCAAGCACAGCUCGACGUGUAUCGUCGACCGCGCACACCAGUCCGUCAAAGCCUCUGCCCCGUCCCCCCGCCUCGGUGGGUCGGGAGAGAUCGAACAGCGUCGUGCGGCACCAGCAGACACACGCGCUGGUCCGCUCGUCCACCGAGCCCAAACGGCCCGCCGCUUCGUCCACCUCUCCUCCAUCCCUGCCGGAACUUCUGCCAUCGCGUGGGCUGUUCAUGUCGCGCACUGCACGCAUCGUGAGUCCGGCCCAACUCACCACACGCAUCGCCAACCCCGCGCUCGAAAGCGAACCUCCCACCACCACCACCGCGCGCGUCCCACGCAAAGCUUCGCUUCGCUCACUCCUACACGUGCUGUAA